This is a messenger RNA of Spirometra erinaceieuropaei, 912 nucleotides long. The record is from the annotation of a GenBank genome assembly. NCBI's taxonomy places the organism in Eukaryota, Metazoa, Platyhelminthes, Cestoda, Diphyllobothriidea, Diphyllobothriidae.
AUGUCUUCGUUCGGAGGCAUUACCAGCGCGACAAAGGCGAUCUCGGGUGCCGAUGAGAGGACCGAUCAUCGCUUCGACAUCUCCAAGAUGACGAUUCGCCUACAACCUCGCAGGAGACCUCGAGGUAGGCGACUCCCAGGUAAUUCAAAUAUUGCUUUGUUGUCUCCACCUGGUCACCAUCUUCAUUUCAACAAUGGACUGGCUCAAAGGCUAGCAAAGCUUCCAUUAGCCGCCGCCGACGAGAAUGUCUCCACGGACAACCGAUGGUUUCAGCUGAGGGACACGGUCCAGUCAACCGCCCUAGAUGCCCUUGAUCGCGCACGUUGCCAAACAACGACCCCACCAUCAGCAGCCUGCUCGCCGAGAAGAACCGGCUGCAGGAAGCCUACGUUAACCUUCCUACUGACAACAACAACUUGCCUUCUACCGUAAUCGCCGCCUUAAGCACCAGCGACUGCGGGAGAUGUAGAAUACAUAGGCAGCUCGCUAAGAGUGCAACAGGUCAGACACGGACAGCCGUUUCUCGGUCGUUACCGAUCAUCAGUACAACAUAGGCCUUAUUAAGUGAGGACGGUUCGCACGGCCGAGGAGAUCCAAGUAUAUGCGGAUUGAAACGAAUGGAAGAACUUCUUCCCCGCGAUCAAAUGUGUCUACGGUCCCACAGCCAAAGGAACCGCUCCUAUUUUCAGCGCCGACGGAACCACCCUACUCACUGAGAAGGUGCGAAUUCUCCAGAGAUUGGCCGAACACUUCGGAGGCAACCUCAACUACCCCUCCACCGUCUCCGACAUCGUCAUCGCCCGACUGCCUCAAGAGCAGACCAACGCCGACCUCGAUCUUCUGCCCCUCUACACGAAACCAUCAAGGCCGUUCAGCAGUCCUCCGGCGGAAAAAUGCCCGGAUCGGACGUGA